Zootermopsis nevadensis is the source of this 4748-nucleotide messenger RNA. Lineage: Eukaryota; Metazoa; Arthropoda; Insecta; Blattodea; Termopsidae. The record is from RefSeq and is a predicted model, not a curated record.
UUUUGAAUGUAGUUAUCGUGUGCUUGGGCCACGGUAGCAAGCAUUCACUUUAUGGUUUUCAGAUGAGCGCUGCUUCAGCUAACAUUUAUAGUGACUGUUAGUUUGAAUUAAAUGUUUAACAUGCACAAGAAGAAAGGUCCCUUGUGGUGUAGAUUAAAAGACUGCAUAUAGGAUUGAAAAAAUGCCUCGAAAUGAACAGUUUUGCAACCUGCAUGAGCACCUAUUUACCUGUUAGUGUGAAUUAUGGCUGCAUAUAUAAACCGCACAAUAUCACUGAUGUCUGGGGACAGUCCCAGAACCCGGGGCCCAUCCUUAGAUGUAGGACCACUGGUUGAUUCCCAGUCAUUACGUGAUUCUUCCCCUCUUCAGAUCUUUGUCAAGGCAAAGAAGAAGAUCAAUGACAUAUUUGUGGAGAUUGAAGAUUACGUCCAUGAUACUGUCACAUAUAUGCAAAGUUUGCAGCAAGAAGGAAGCAUAGUAAAUUCUGAUGCUGUGCAGCAAAUUGAGGGCUACACUGUGAAGGUGAAAGGGAUACGAGAUGUUCUUACUAGGGAUCACAUGAAGGUGGCUUUCUUCGGGAGGACAAGCAAUGGUAAAAGCUCGGUAAUUAAUGCGAUGUUGCGUGAAAAAAUUCUUCCGAGUGGUAUUGGUCAUACGACUAAUUGUUUCCUACAAGUGGAAGGCUCAGAUAGUGGAGAUUCUUAUCUUGUCACAGAGGAUUCCACAGAGAAACAGAAUGUAAAGUCUGUUGGUCAGCUUGCUCAUGCCUUAUGUAAGGAAAAGUUGGGAGAAAGUCAGUUGGUGCAUAUCUACUGGCCCAAAGACAAAUGUCUGCUGCUAAGGGAUGAUGUUGUUUUUGUUGACUCUCCUGGAAUUGACGUGUCACCUAACUUGGAUGAGUGGAUUGAUAGGCAUUGUCUGGAUGCGGACGUCUUUGUGCUUGUAGCCAAUGCAGAAUCUACUCUUAUGCUUACAGAGAAGAACUUCUUCCACAAAGUAUCUACAAGAUUGUCAAAGCCUAAUAUUUUUAUUCUGAACAACCGUUGGGAUGCCUCAGCUUCUGAGCCAGAGUUUCUAGACCAGGUUCGGGUACAGCAUAUGGAACGAGGCGUUGACUUUUUGGUCAAGGAAUUGAAGGUGUGUACACAGAAGGAGGCAAAUGAAAGGAUCUUCUUCGUGUCAGCCAAAGAGGCAUUGCAGGCUCGUCUGCAGGAACAAAAAGGCCAACCUGCCCAUAGUGGUGCAUUAGCAGAUGGCUUCCCAAACCGAUACUUUGAAUUCCAAGACUUUGAAAGAAAGUUUGAAGAAUGCAUAUCAAAGUCAGCAGUGAGGACAAAGUUUGAGCAACAUUCGCAGCGAGGAAGGCUUAUUGUUUCAGAAAUACGUUCAAUUAUGGAUGGGGCAUAUGAUCAGGCACAGCAGCUAAGGAGAGAGAAAACUAUAGCAAAGAAAGAAGUUCAUGACAAACUGAACUUCACUGAGCAGCAGCUAUUACUUAUUACUCAGGAAAUGAAAGACAAGAUACGGCGAAUGGUUGAAGAUGUUGAACAAAGGGUGUCCAAAGCAUUAAGUGAAGAGAUCCGUCGCUUGGCUGUACUGGUGGAUGAGUUUAAUUUGCCGUUCUACCCUGAACAACUUGUUCUAAAUGUGUAUAAGAAAGAGCUACAUCUCCAUGUCGAAAAUGGGUUGGGUAGUAACCUCCGUGCCAGGCUUUCCACAGCACUUUCAAUGAAUAUCGAGAACAGUCAGCGUGAAAUGGCAGAACGAAUGUCAGCUCUUCUACCAGCAGACAAGAAGCAAGUUUCCCUUAAUGUUUUGCCUCGACGAGAACCUUUCGAGAUUUUAUAUCGCUUGAAUUGUGACAACCUAUGUGCUGAUUUCCAUGAGGAUUUGGAGUUUAGAUUCUCUUGGGGCCUUACAUCUAUCAUCUCGAGGUUUGCUGGCAAGAAAGCAAGCAGUCUUGCAAUAGCAAACUACUCACAGCGGAUUCCACGUGAUUUGAUGUCACCUUCAGAAAAUGUUGAUGUUCCGCACAUUAAGGGACCUUCAAGUAGUUUAGAUGAUGAAUCAAGUAUGGCUUCAAGGAUAGCAAUGGCCUCAAGGAUAGCAUUGGCUUCCACUGGCUCACAGGGAACAAUGGGUGGACUUCUAGUUGCAGGAUUUAUGCUGAAGACAGUUGGAUGGAGAUUAAUUCUCAUCACAGGUGCUGUCUAUGGUUGCAUAUAUCUGUAUGAACGUCUGACAUGGACCCACAAAGCCAAGGAACGGUCAUUCAAACACCAGUAUGUUGCCCACGCAACAAAGAAAUUACGGUUAAUCGUUGACUUGACGUCUGCCAACUGCAGCCACCAAGUCCAACAGGAGUUGUCAAGCACUUUCGCACGGUUGUGUCAACUUGUUGAUGAAGCCACCAAUCACAUGGAUGUAGAGAUCAAAACAUUGGAGAAAGAAGUAAGGCAGUUGGAAGAGGCAGCUAAUUCAGCCAAAGUUCUGCGGAACAAAGCUAACUACAUAGCAAAGGAGCUAGAAAUGUUUGUUGAUGCAUAUUUAAAAGUGCGUGACUAAGCUAGUGCUUAUGACCAAACAUAACAUCUUGUAAACCAUAGCAGAGGCUGUGUUCGUGUGACCAGUAGCUAAAAUGGAAGUUUUAAGUUGCUAGAAGUAUCACAAUUUUGUAAAUCUUAAUAGGCAAGAAUGAAUAACGUCGCAGGAUAUAAUUUUUUUCUCCCUUCCCCGCCCUGAAAAAGUAAUCAUAAUUUUGAUGGUUAAUUCACAUCAUCACAACUUCAGUGAACUAAUGAUCACUGUGGAUUGCAAUGUUCAUUGUUUUUUAGCAUAGACCACAAAGGAUAAUGUACUUUACUAAUUCUAACAAAAUAUUAACUUAAUAAUGAGGUGGUUUGUCGAUUAUCUGCAGUACUAUUACAUAAAUAAAUACAAAUUCAUAAAUUAGAUGUUAUAAAUGGACAGAGGUCUAAAAAGAAUAUUUGAGUUUUAAACUCUUGAUGCAGUGUCUUAUGGCGUUGUUACAAAGUUAAGCAGCUUUAUUGAAAUGUUGAUUUGUAUGUAGAAAACUGUUAUGAUUUCUUCAUGAAUAUGUAGUAUGGAAUUGAAGUGACUUUCCAGAAGGUUUAAAAUUUUGAUAGUGGACAGGACUCAGUACAGUGAAUACUGUAUUCAAAGUUAUGUAUAAAAUGUAUCUUAUAUUGUAGUAUAUGUGACUUUUAGGUUAGAGCAGAUUUAUGAUGGCAAAUUCAGUAACUUGGUACUCCAAAUACAUUUGUAGUGAUAAAUAUACUUGUAUUAAUUUGUAUAAACAGUAAUGUACGAUCUGUCCGUUUAAAAUUUAUCUAACAUAAACAUCAAUUUUCAAUAUUUUAUAAUAUACACUGCCUGGUCAAAAGUAUCCGGACACCCCUCUGUAAACGUAAACUCGAGCCUAGAUAUCACUACUACCGCCGCUGCUGCUAUAAAAGGAGGCAGAGGGCUCGAUGUUUAGUGCUACGCGAUACCGACAGAAUGGGUGGAGCAAGGGAGUUCAGUGACUUCGAACGUGGUAUGGUUAUUGGUUGCCACGUCAGUAAGCAAUCCGUCAGGGCCAUUUCCGCCCUUCUCAAGUUGCCCAAGUCGACUGUCGGGGACGUGAUUGUGAAGUGGAAACGGGAAGACACAACCACAACAAAAUCACGGCCGGGUAGACCACGUGUGUUGACUGACAGGGACCGUUGAGUAUUGAAGAAGGUGGUAUGGGAAAAUCGUAUGUCAUCGUGUGAUACCAUCACCCAUGAAUUCCGCAGUGCCACUAAUUGUGCCCUAGCACCAUGACUGUGCGCCGGGAGUUACGAGGACUGGGGUUCAAAGCCCAGGCACCUGCCCAUAAACCGCACAUUUCGCCUGUGAACGCUAAGCGCCGCUUUCAGUGGUGUAAAGAGUGCCGCCACUGGGCUGUGGACAACUGGAGACGCGUGAUUUGGAGUGAUGAAUCACGCUAUACCAUGUGGCAGUCCGAUGGGAGGGUUUGGGUGUGGCGAAUGCUAGGUGAAUGCUACAUUCCGGCCUGUAUAGUGCCCACAGUGAAAUUCGGCGGAGGUGGGGUGACAGUGUGGGGGUGUUUUUCAUGGAAGGGACUUGGUCCUCUCGUAAUACUACGGAGCACGUUAAAGGCGGAAGGAUAUAAGGACAUUUUGACCAGUUGCGUGUUGUCUACGAUAGAAGACCAGUUCAGAGAUGAUAACUGUGUGUUUCAGCAUGACAAUGCUCCCUGCCAUAAAGCGAGGUCUGUUCGUGAGUGGUUUGCGGACAAUAAGGUUCCGGAAUGGACUGGCCAGCCCAGAGCCCCGAUCUCAAUCCUAUUGAACACCUCUGGGACGAACUAGAAAGGCGACUGCGCGCCAGACCCCAACGACCCACAUCACUAACUACGCUUGCUACAGCGUUGCAGGAAGAAUGGUCAGCCAUUCCCCCGGCGACAUUCCAACACCUGGUAGACAGUCUCCCCCGCAGAGUUAGAGCUGUAAUAAAUGCCAAGGGUGGACUCACCCCGUAUUAAUGUCCACUACUGGGCAGUAAAUCCGAGGGACACUUAGAGGACAGUUUCGCGUAGGUGUCCGGAUACUUUUGAUCAGGUAGUGUAUAAGGCUAUGUUCUACAUCUAGUCAGGUGGCUACUUGUGAAAAUAUGAAAAUUCUGUGGCCCUGUAAAGCUUAUGUAUAUAUUCAGAGAUUAAAAAUAUUUACAUAUACUAUCAA